Messenger RNA from Rotaria sordida, 1176 nucleotides. NCBI's taxonomy places the organism in Eukaryota, Metazoa, Rotifera, Eurotatoria, Philodinida, Philodinidae. The record is from the annotation of a GenBank genome assembly.
AUGCACAGCGUUUUUCGAAUUGGUGACAUUCGAAAACUUGAUAAGAAAAGUCCACUUUAUGAAGUGGAUCUUAAACUUACCUCAGAUGAUGAUCAACAACUUCGUCAAUUAACCGACCGCAUACGAGAAGAGGUCAACGGCACUGGAUGGUAUCGAAUGGGUCACUUACUGCUCAAAAUUGGUCAAUUUGACAAGGCCGAAGAAUUGUACAUGGCACUACUAGAACAGGCUCCUAACGACAGUGAUAAAGCACAUAUCUAUCAUAUGCUUGGAAUGAUGAAAUAUGGCAAAGGGCAAUAUACAGAAGCAGCUUCAUUUUACGAAAUGUCUCUCGAAAUCUAUCGAAGAACUCUUCCAGAAGAUCACCCUUCAUUAGCUAAUACCUACAACAACAUCGGUGGAGUGUAUUAUAACAUGGGUGACCACUCUAAAGCAGUGGAAUUCUACGAAAAAACAAUUAAAAUAAAAGAAAAAGCUUUGUCUCCUGAUGACCCGGAUUUGGCUCUGUCCUACAACAACAUCGGUCUCGUGUAUAAGAACAUGGGUGACUACUCGAAAGCACUUAAGUUUUACGAAAAAGCACUUAAAAUAAGAGAAAAAGCUCUGCCUUCGAAUCAUCCCGAUUUGGCUGCUUCCUACAACAACAUCGGUCUCGUGUAUGACACCAUGGGUGACUACUCGAAAGCACUUGAAUUUCACGAAAAAGCACUUAAAAUAAAAGAAAAAUCUCUGUCUCCGAAUCAUCCCUCAUUGGCUACUUCCUACAACAAUAUCGCUUCGGUGUAUGACAACAUGGGUGACCACUCGAAAGCACUUGAAUUUUACGAAAAAGCACAUAAAAUCUUCGAAAAAGCUCUGUCUCCGAAUCAUCCCUCAUUGGCUACUUCCUACAGCAACAUCGGUGGAGUGUAUAACAACAUGGGUGACUACUCGAAAGCACUUGAAUUUUACGAAAAAGAUCUCGAAAUCACGAAAAACGCUCUGCCUUCGAAUCAUCCCUCAUUGGCUACUUCCUACAACAAUAUCGGUAUGGCGUAUUCCGGCAAAGGUGACUACUUAAAAGCACUCUCAUUCUUAGAAAAGGCACUUGUUAUCUUCCAAAAAUCACUUCCACCUAACCAUCCUAAUAUUAAAGCUGUCACAAGCUCAAUUGACAAUGUAAAAAAGAAAAUGUAA